Molecule: messenger RNA, 1130 nt
Organism: Nicotiana tabacum (common tobacco)
Lineage: Eukaryota; Viridiplantae; Streptophyta; Magnoliopsida; Solanales; Solanaceae
Product: translocon-associated protein subunit alpha
Cellular component (GO): endoplasmic reticulum membrane; endoplasmic reticulum
Source: RefSeq, a predicted model, not a curated record
AAAACAAAAACACAAACAAAAAGAAAAUUCUGAGCUGGGUUUGUUUUCUGUGACCUCCUCAGAGCUUGAUUUUCUGUUUUACUCUCGUCUUUGGUCUUCGUUCGUGUGCUCCGCCUUCCUCUCAAAAUGACAAUUAGGGUUUUCUUCGUCCUGGCUCUUCUCCUCUUCUCUUCAUCAUUUCUUCAAGUUGCUAGAGCUCAAUCCGACCCUGAAGCAGAAGUGGUUGAGGGUACCGAGGAAGGAGGGGAUCUUGGAAUUGUUGGUGAGGAUGUCCAAGAUUUUAGCAGUGAGAGUUAUAGUCCUGCACCUGGGAUUGAAACGAUUUGUGUUUUCCCUAAAAACCCUUCUAAAGUAGUGGCAGCUGGUGAGGAGAGAGAGCUGUUGGUUGGAAUGAAAAAUGAUGGGGGAUCAAAUCUGAAUAUCAUUGCCAUCCAAGCCAGUGUUCACCUUCCCUUUGAUCAUCGCUAUUUGGUUCAAAAUCUUUCUGUUCAGGCUUUUAACAACGCAACAGUUCCUCCUUCUGCUCAGGCUACCUUUCCAUAUAUAUUUGCUGUCAGCAAAUUUAUGCAGCCUGGAAGUUUUGAUCUCGUGGGCACAAUUAUUUACGAGAUAGACCAGAACGCUUAUCAAAAUGUGUUCUACAAUGGAACUAUUGAAGUGACUGAACCUGGUGGUAUGCUCAGUGUUGAGUCUGUUUUCCUGUUUUGUCUUGGAGUUGCCCUCCUUGGUCUUCUCGGGCUCUGGAUACGUGGCCAGCUACAAAAUCUCUCAAAGAAAACUAAGAGAGCACCAAAGGCAAAGGUUGAAGUUGGAACUGCAACAACUGAUGCAUCCAUGGAUGAAUGGUUGCAGGGAACUGCAUAUACUCAGUCGCAAUCCAACAAAUUGAAGAAGAAGAAGUGAAUGGCUUGAACUGCUACUUUUAGCUGUAUUUUACGGGAUGUCCAAAACGUGAGGGUUUAAAUUAGAAAUGUUAGACCUGCUUCACUGUUGUAGCACGAGGAUUACUUAUUAGCCUCCAAUUUUACUACCAACGAACUAACUGGCUAUCGAGGAAGCCAAGAAACAGUUUUGUCAAAUUCAACUCUCAUUUUCCCUUAAAACAAAUUUACCUUUUCCCUUUGUGUUGA